Molecule: messenger RNA, 864 nt
Organism: Spodoptera litura
Lineage: Eukaryota; Metazoa; Arthropoda; Insecta; Lepidoptera; Noctuidae
Source: RefSeq, a predicted model, not a curated record
ACCUCCUUUCUCCUUUUUAAGAACACUAUCGCGUAACGUGUUUAUUAUUUUGUUAAAAUGUGGCACAUCAUAAUGGUGUUUUGUAAAUAGAACUGUGACAAAAGUGGCAGGUACUUAUUUGUACUUACUUAUAAUAUUUUGAUUGUAAAUCCUUCCUGAAUUGUUAACGCGUCAUUAAUUACAGUUUACAACAGUACAAUGGAUGUUUUUCUUUUGACACAUGUGCAUACAGAAUACACAAACAGAAUUAAGGUAAAAUUCCCACGUAACUCCAUGUAAACGCACUCUAACGGCCGGUGAGCUAAAUUGCUAGCCAUUUGACCUUUCCCUCUUGCAUAUCAAUCCGUCUCAUUCCCACACUGGCAUUAAACAAACACAUUACAAGUACACAAGUCGUGGAGGUUACUCCUGUCCAAGAACAAAAAUGUUUAAAGAAAUCGUAAUUUUGUUUUGUGUGGUAGUGUUGGUCCAAUCGAACAGUGUGUUCGUGGGUCAUGUGUACGACCAAACUGGUUUGGUUCGGAAGGUGUAUGAUAAAAUGGUUGAAGCUACAGGCAUUCCGUUGAUAAAGAGGGAAGAAGAAAUAUAUUACGAGUACCCUGCUGGUGACCAGAAGAUUAAGGGCAUUGCUAUCAAGGAUCUGACUGAUAGUAAAGCGCAGGCUUCCAUCACUCGUGGAGGCUUGGGCUUUGGAUUCGUGAAUAUCAAGUUGAAAAGCGAGAGAGGGUCCGGAUACAAGUAUUUGAUUGAAGUAUUCGCGUAACUUUGUGCUGUGGCCAGUCAAAAUACUCAUCUCCGAAAGUAAAUAUAGUGCGUUCGUUGUAACUGUGCUCUCUGUAAUUAAAGUGUUCGUUACAUAUUGUU